CUGCACAUAUAGGACAAUAAGAGAGACAGGAUACAGCUUUUUCUCCAGCAGAGGAAGGGGGGGUCCUCCAGCACCAAACUAGCAGAGUCUGCCAGGUCCUCGUCUUGGACCUUAGCAAGCCAUCUCUCUGGAUAUAAAAAAUGGACUGCAGUUACUCCAGGACCUGGUAAGCAAAGCAGCACCUGGACUGUUUCUCUUUCUCUGCCGCCCUCCCCUUGGCACAACCUGGCACAGGAGUCUCUAUCCAUGUGCAUGGCAGAGGGUGAGCCUGGAGGAUUGAUUUGGACAGUUCUAGGAAGAAGAGAUGGGACCCAGCAGUGUGCAUGGCGUGCCAGCCUGCAGGGGUAGAGGUUUGAGAGCCAGGGGGUGCUGCUGUCUGCCCCCAUUGCAGCUCAUAGUGCUGCUGCUCUGCACGGGAUGCUGCUGCAGAGCUCAGGUGUACAACCUCAGCCUGGCCGUGGAUGAGGGUCUGCCCGCUGGUACCUUGGUGGGGGAUAUCCGAGCCGGCCUGCCGGAGGGGAGCCCCGGGGAAGGAUUCUUUCUGUCGGAAGAGGACGGGGAGUCCCCGGUACUCAGAGACUUUGCCGUGGACUCGGAGACCGGGAUCGUGCGGACCCUGCGAGCCCUGGACCGGGAGAGGAGGGAGCGCUACCGCUUUGUGGCGGCCACCCUGCUGGGGGAGGUGGUCCAGGUGGACAUCAGGGUCCGGGAUGUCAAUGACCACUCGCCCGCCUUCCCCCUGCGCUCCCUGCGGCUGCAGGUCUCCGAGCUCACCCCUCCCGGCACUUCCUUCAGACUGCCCGCAGCCAGGGACCCGGACACUGGGGAGCACGGUCUCAGGGGCUACUCACUGCUCAUGGGGGGCCGGGGCGCCCCCUUCAUCAUCAGGUACGGGGGGACCCAGCAGGGCUCUGAUGGAGGGACUGGGGAACUCAGUGACCACCUGAGAGACUGGAGUGAGCUGGAGGACAGCAGGGAAGAGGGGAUUGGAAAAGAUGAAAGACCCCCAAGAGUUUGGGAAGAGAAAACUGAGUUGGGGGUCAUUGGUGAAAGGAACCUGGAACAUGAGGGGAGUGAAGCUACACUCAGGGUACAUAGUGAUGGGUUGGAGAAAGAGAUAUUGCCAGGUGAGCAGCCUUAUAGUGAUCAGACUAAUGAUGAAUUAAAGAAACAUACAAGAGUUGUGAGGAAUGAUAACACUGGAGUGGGAGAUAUGGAGAAUGGACAAGCAGAACGACAAGCCCACAGGGACAAUAGUUUUACUUCUUGGCAAGAGUAUGCAACAGAUAGGCAGGGAUAUGAGUUCAGCACAGAGCCAUAUGACUAUGGGGCAUAUGGAGAUACUGGGAGACAGGACGCCACAGGAGACUCAAAUGAAGACCUACACAUGGAAGGGACAGGAGUUGAUUCCAGAUUACAUCCCUUAGAUCUGGUAUUGACACAGUGGUUAGAUAGAGAAGAGCUGGACAGUUAUCAGCUACAGGUGGAAGCAUUUGAUGGAGGUCACCCAAGAAGGACUGGAAGGCUUACUGUAGAUAUUAUAGUCAUGGAUGCUAAUGACAACCCCCCGACCUUUGACCAGACAGAGUAUCAGGGAUGGGCAUGGGAGAAUGCACCAUUGGGAACACCAAUAUGCACCGUUCAUGCCAUUGAUCCAGAUCUUGGUAGCAACGGAGAGGUUAGCUACAGUUUGCGUUCUGGGGAUGGAUAUUUCAUAGUAGAAGAGGAUAGUGGGAUAGUAAGGGUAAGUCGCCCCUUGGAUAGAGAACAGAGGGGUUUCCACCAAUUGGUGGUCCAAGCUAGUGAUGGAGGAGAUCAGCCGGAGGUGUCCAGUGUUCUGCUCACUAUUCGUGUCUUAGAUGUCAAUGAUAACAGCCCCCACAUCCAUAUCACCCUGCUUACAGAUAAUGGAAGGCCAGAGGUUUCAGAAGGAGCACAUGUUGGAGAGUAUCUAGCCAGAAUUUCUGUGUCAGAUCCUGACUUGGAGUCCGAGGAAGGACCUAGAGAACAAAAGGAUCAUGUAGAGCUGAAAAUGCAAGAUAAUGUACGACAAGUGAAAAAGGGUUAUGAUAAGGAGGCAGAAUCUUUGGGAUCGAGGCAAGGACAAGUAGACAGCACUAGAGACAUAAGACAGAAGAUAAACAGGCAUCAAAUUAAAGGGGACACAGGGAAUAUGGGGAAACCUGAAGAGCAAGAUAGUCCUGAUAUAGACAGAAAAGGUGGUGUAAGGCCUGUGUCAAAUAUAGAGGCUGGUAUUCAGGAAGAACAACACAAUAGUUCUCACAGGACACAGGCAGAUAGCAUAGUGGGUAUUAGAAGAAGGAAUGAAGAACUAAAGCACCCUCUGAGAAAUCUUGAUAACAGCAAUCAGAAUAUGUCUACGAGGCACAGGGAGCAGAAUCAGCAAAUAUCUAGUAGAUCUGAGAUGCAACAACAUGUAAUUGUAACUCUGGAAGGUGGGGAGGGUUUCUUCUCUCUUCGCCCUGUUGGACCACAUCUUUAUUUCUUAUGUGUAGAAGCUCCUUUGGAUAGAGAGACAAAAGACCUUUAUGAACUAAAACUACUUGCAACAGACUCUGGGUCCCCUCCCUUACAAAGUCACAAAACACUGCUUUUGAGGAUUACAGACCUGAAUGACCAGCCCCCCUAUUUCACUCAACCUGAGGGAUAUCAGACCUCCAUUUCAGAAGCUGCUUCUCCUGGUACUGGUGUACUUAAAGUUAAUGCCCAAGAUAUGGACGAGGAAGGCCCGAAUGCGAGUAUAACUUACUCUCUGAAAGUAGGCCCCGACUCUUUAUUCUUCUCACUCGAUCCACAUACUGGGAUUCUUAGCACCACUCGAGUUCUGGAUCACGAGAAAGAAUCUGUUUUGCAUGUUGUGGUGGUAGCUACAGAUCAUGGGAGCCCACCACUAUCUUCCAGUUCCCAAGUUACUAUCCUGGUGGAGGAUAUCAAUGACAAUGAACCAGUCUUCUUUCAGCAGUUCUACAAUGUAACGCUGCAGGAGCAUACAACUGUAGGACAGUGCUUUCUCCAGGUCAAAGCUAUUGAUGCAGAUUCUGGCUUGUUUGGCCACAUUCGCUAUUCUGUUUAUGAUGGCUUUCACGACUCCAAGGAAUCCCAGAAAUUUAGUAUUGAUCGAGAGACUGGGCAAAUCUGUGUGGGCCAAGAUAUUAACAGAGAAGGUGAGGCUGGCAGCUACGACCUUCUGGUUAAAGCACAGGAUGAGGGUGGAUUAAGUGCCCAAGCCUUUGUUCGAAUUGAAAUAGAAGACAUAAAUGAUAAUGCUCCUACAUUUGAGCCUACAACAUAUAUGACAAGUAUUAGCAGUCAUGCUCAGCCUGGGACGGAGAUCCUUAAUGUCAUGGCCUCAGACAGCGAUGGAGGAACCUUUGGUGAAGUGACAUAUGAGCUUAUUCCUGGUGACCUGUCUUCUUUGUUUACUGUGGACUCAUCAACAGGUAUUAUUUACUUAAUCUCCACACUCAACCACUUGGAAGAUGCAAGGAUUUUCCUGUCUGUUUCUGCACGGGACAAAGGUGGUCUUACCUCUACUGUGAAUGCCUCUGUGACAAUAAAUAUCCUUAAGACUGCUGUAGCACCAGCAAUAUUUGAAAAGAAUCGUUACACAUUUUUUAUUGCCGAAGAUGCACCUAAAGGUAGUGCUGUUGGGACAGUAAAGGCCAGGGAGCCUGCAAAUUACGUGGAACCAGUUUCAUACAAGAUAUUAUCUGGCAAUCUGAAUGAGCUGUUUAGCAUUACCUCUCAGUUUGGUAUCAUCAAAACCAAACAGGAGCUAGACCAUGAAACUCAACCCCUGGUUGUUCUUAUUGUCCAGUCUCAAAUGGGAAAUGCCUCGGUCUUCAGCAACACUCAAGUCAACAUCAGCAUAACUGAUGUAAAUGAUAACGCACCACAUUUCCCUGUGGAGAAUGAAAGAAUUAUCAUAUACCAACAUAGCCAACCAGGCACUGCUUUAUACGUUGCUCAGGCAAAAGACCCUGACAGUGAACUUAAUGGAUUAAUUUCGUACAGCAUUGCAAGUGAAAAGCAAGACAUGUUUAGCAUUGACCCAAGCCUUGGGAUUCUGUAUCUCAACUCCACUUUAAUGAUGAUCUGUGAACACAUUCUUCUAAUACAGGCUGAGGAUAGCGGUCACCCUACUCUAAGGUCUCAUCUUACCUUAACAAUUAGCGUGGAACAACUGGAGGAGGUUAAAGUGUUAACCUUCGGGAACAUGGUGCAUCACAUAGAGGUCAAUGAAGGAUCCCCAGUGAAUUCCAGAAUCAUUCAAGUCAAAGCCUAUAUCCAAGGAUUCCAAAGUCUUUCCUCUAAAAUAGUUUACACACUAAACCCCGUUAUUAAUUCAGUUACAUUUGGAAUGCAUAGGAGUACCGGGUGGAUAUUCCUUCGCAGGUCGCUGGAUUACGAAACUACUAAAACAUACAAUCUUAAAGUGUUUGCAAAGUGUUUUGAACAUGGUGAAGAGCUAACUGCAACUACUUCUGUGAUUAUCAACGUAUUGGAUGAAAAUGACAAUUCACCUACGUUUCACCAAGAUUUUCAUUUCUUUACUGUUGAGGAAAAUCCUGUUCCACAAGGCGUGAUUGGCACAAUCAGUGCAUUUGACAUGGACUCAGGAAAAAAUGGACAAUUGUCAUAUUUUCUUUUAUCUGAAGGAUCUAAUUUCUUGAUUAGUUCCACAACAGGUGAAAUUAUAAAUUGUGCUGCACUAGAUCGUGAGCAAAAAAGCUAUCAUCAGCUUACUGUGCUUGUGACUGACCAUGGUAGUCCACGCCGUAACGCCACGACCAUUGUCUACAUCAGAGUCACUGAUCUUAAUGAUAACAAGCCAUAUUUUCCACAAGUGACUUCAGGAAAACAGCUCAGAAUCAAGGUUUUUGAGACUGAAUCAGAACAAGUAGUGGCUAAUAUGUUUGCAAAGGAUCCUGAUGAUGGCAGAAAUGGGACAGUUGUACAUGCAUUAACUUCAGACAACCAUUCUGGCCAAUUCAUUAUUAAUUCUACUAGUGGUGAAAUACGGACCGCCCAGGCUCUUUCCGUGAACAUGAGAUCAUAUUAUCAAGUGACGGUCACAGCGACUGAUCUAGGAACUCCUCCUUUACAGGAUUAUGCCAUUCUUAAUAUUGAGGUUAUUCCAAGCAUUAAAGAAAGAUCUCAACUUUUUCCAGAACUACAGACCUACAAGGUCCCAGAAAAUGUUAAACCUGGACAAAUAAUUGCCUCUUUAAAACCAUAUGAUCAUACAUUCUCACUUAACAGGAAACUGCAUUACCACAUAAAUGAUGAAGACCAUGGCCAUUUUCUUAUGGAAAGUUCUACAGGAGAUAUAUACCUAACAAAACAACUGGAUUAUGAAACCAAGUCUCAGUAUUUCUUAAGCAUCAGCAUACAGGACAACAACGAGUCUCCACCUCAAAAUCAAUCAUCUUUCAUUAAACUUGACAUUGUAGACACAAAUGAUCAUUCCCCAUUAUUUCAUGACAGUUUCAUAGUUAUAGGUGUCCGUGAAGAUAUACCUGUUGGAACACAUGUAUAUACAUUUAAAGCCAAGGAUGGUGAUGGUAGUUUACAGAACAGCAAAGUAAAAUAUUUGUUAAAUGCUGAUGAGAUCUCCAUAAAUCCUUUUAUUAUUGAUGAAUGGGAUGGCACCUUGAUUACAGCCAAAGAGCUAGAUAGAGAAACAAUGGACUCUUUUGUUCUCACAGUUAUCGCAACAGACCAGGUUACAAACAUAACUCAUCGCAGGCUGGGCUCACUGACAGCAAGGAUUGUCAUUCAAGACGUCAAUGACAACAGUCCAUACUUUGUAUCUUUGCCGGUUGCCUCUGUUAUGGAAGAUGCUGAAAUUGGCUCCCUUAUACAUCACAUAGCAGCUGAGGAUCCAGAUAAUGGAAGGAAUGGAAAAAUUACUUUUCGUAUACUAGACGGGAAUUCAAAACAAGCAUUUUGGUUGGAUGAAACAACAGGAUGGUUGACAUUAUGCUCCCCAAUAGACCGGGAAUUGCAAAGCCUUUAUGUUUUGACCAUUCUUGCUUUCGAUGAUGGAUCUCCAGUACUCUCCACAACUCAGACUAUGACCGUCACAGUCAUUGAUGUAAACGAUGAGUCUCCAAAAUUCCUAAAACCCUUGUAUGAAGCUACAGUGCCUGAAAACCGAGAACCUGGAUUUUAUGUAAUGAGAAUAGACGCAGUGGACUCUGAUUCAGGGAUAAAUUCUAUGCUGGCAUAUCAGAUUGUCCCAGGCCCUGCACAUGGACUUUUCAGGUUAAAUCCACAUACUGGAGAACUGGUAACAGCUGCAAUAUUUGACAGAGAGAAACAGGAGCACAUCUUCCUUAAAGUUGUGGUGACAGAUGGUGGAGCUCCUUCGUUAUCUAGUACAGCAACCAUUAUGUGCACUGUCUUGGAUGAGAAUGACAUUACCCCAGAGUUUUUGCAUCCUAGUGUUGAGAUUCAUAUACCAGAAAACCAGGAACUGGGAAUCAUUCACAAAUCUUUGGCUCUGGACAAAGAUUCUGGCAACAAUGGGAUAGUCCACUUCCAAAUAAUUGGUGGAAACACGGGUGAAUAUUUUGUUAUGAAUAACACUUCAGGGGAGCUUUGGGCCACCCGCAGUUUAGAUAGAGAAGAUGUCAGCAAUUUUACCAUCAUCUUGGAGUGCUAUGACCUGGGCAGCCCCCAGAGAAGCUCUACAGCCAAACUCCAAAUUAAAAUCUUGGACCAAAAUGACAAUCCACCUACAUUUUCUAAGAGCCAGUACCGCACAUCUGUGAAAGAGGACUUAACUAUUGGAUCAUAUGUUCUCAACCUUUCAGCUUCAGAUAUAGAUGAAGGUUUAAAUGGUGAAAUCAUAUACUCUUUAAUUGAUGACACUCAAGGAGUCUUUACUAUUAAUUGUACCACUGGUAGUAUUGUAACCACAAAGGCUUUAGAUCGAGAACUUAAACAACAAUUUGCCUUUAGGGUGGUCGCAAGUGACUGCAGUACACAUGGACCAAAAAGUACUACUGUUAAAGUUCUGGUAAAUGUUGAAGAUGUAAAUGAUAACAGUCCUUUGUUUUCUGAUGACCUUGUCCAUGUUUUUGUUUCUCCCGAAAUUCUGGUCAAUCAAACAGUAGCUACUGUACAUGCAAGUGAUGUCGACCUUGGUUUGAAUGGAACAGUUGUAUAUAAUUUGGUAGAAGAGGAUUCCUUAUUUCACAUUAACAGAGAAACUGGAGAUAUAAUACUUCAAAUGCCUUUGCCAUCUGACUCUUUCAAGAGUGUAGCUCUCAAAGUGGAGGCUUCUGAUUUAGGAACCCCAGCAAGGAUGGCUACAUGCCUUGUAAUUAUUGACAUACAAGACCUGGAACAGGAAAUAGUUUUUGGUCAUAAUCUCUACAAAGCCACAAUACUUGAGAACAGUGUACCAGGUACAUCAGUUCUGACUGUCUGGGCACAACAUUAUAAGCCAAAAGGAGAAGCCAUACAUUACUACAUUUUAAGUGGAAAUGAAGAAGAAGCAUUUAGAUUGAAUAAUGUAACAGGGGAACUAACGGUAAAAGAGCCAUCAUCUCUUGACUUUGAAGUCAGAAACAAAAUUAAUCUGGUUGUCUCAGCUGAAACGAGUACAUUUGUGACUUACUGCAGAGUGAGAAUUUCCAUUCAGGACAUUAAUGACAGUCCACCGGUAUUUGAAAAAAGCCAUCACAUAGUAUCAGUGCUGGAAGGCCAAGCAUACAACAUAUUUAUAACCCAGGUUUUUGCUGCAGACGCAGACAGUGGAAUAAAUGGACAGAUAGAUUACUCAAUCAUAGGAGGCAAUGAAAAUACAGCUUUCGUUAUUGAUCCACAGCAUGGCAUUCUCUCAACAAAUGCAAUUCUUGAUCGAGAAAUUAAAUCCUCCUACAGGUUAGGUCUUCAGGCAUCUGACCGAGGGUCUCCUAGUCUUUCUGCAACAAGUGAAGUGUUAGUACUAGUUUCGGAUAUUAAUGAUAAUGCUCCAACAAUUCCACCUUUAGAAACUGUGUCAGUUGCUGAAGAUGUUGCUCCCGGAUACACUGUAACUCGUGUGUCAGCUAAUGAUGUGGAUCUACAGCCUGUGUUACUAUACAGUUUUACAAAAGAUGGCAAUCCUGGACAGAAAUUUGCUAUUGAUAGACACACCGGGGUGGUAACACUUAUUGAUCCGUUGGAUUAUGAGGAAACAUCUCAGUAUAAUCUAAGGAUUCAGACUUCAGAUUUGAUACACCAGUCAGAAGCUGAGCUCACUAUCAAGGUUUUGGAUGUAAAUGACAAUCCACCAGUAUUUACACAAGAUUCAUAUAAGGUCACGGUGCCUGAAUUGACAGCCCCAGGUACAUUUAUUAUCUCUGUAUCAGCUACAGACAAGGACUCCAUGCUCGUUGGUCCCAUUUCCUACAGAAUUCUUGCACCCUCAAAGGGAUUUACAAUUCAUCCAACAAGUGGUUCUAUACACACUAACAUGCCAGUGGAAAUCAAGGAUAAAAGAACAGUGCUUCAUAUUCUCAUAGAAGCUGAAGAUAGUGGGAAUCCCCCUUUGGCUUCCACUGCAAGUCUUGAAAUAUUGAUCCACGAUGUGAAUAACUAUGCCCCAAAGUUUUCUGAAGAGGUUUACCGGAUUAGUGUCACUGAAGACACACCAGUAGGAGAUGCAGUGCUCACUUUCACAGCUACAGACCUAGACUGGACACAUGAGAAUGCAUAUAUUGAUUAUUCUAUUAUUAGCGGAAAUACACAAAACUUGUUUUACGUGGAAAGCAGUGGAGUUUAUUCCAGAACCCCUUUUGUAGUGGUCGGGAAACUUAUUAUAAAUAAUGUUCUGGACUAUGAAAUAGCACCCAAUCACAAACUGGUCUUAGUUGCCUCAGACCAGGGCUUCCCGUCAUUAAAUUCCAGUGUUACUGUAUUUAUAUCCAUUAUUGAUUCCAAUGACAAUCCACCAAUAUUUGGCAACAUGGAGCAUCACGUUAGUAUAAGAGAACACCAUCCAGUUAAUAGUGAUGUGACCUCCAUUAUUGCAACUGACUGUGACACUGGAGACAAUGGAGUUAUUACAUACAGCAUAGCAUCUGGAAAUGAUGAGGGCUACUUCACAAUUCGAGAGCAAGAUGGUACCAUUAUUUUAUUAAGAGAUUUAGACUAUGAAGAAAUUAUGAGAUUUACCUUAACUGUUCAGGCCACUGAUGGAUGGGGAAACCGAAGAAAUGUAGCCUUUUCUGAACUCUUCAUCGAUGUAUUAGAUGACAAUGAUUUUCCUCCAAAGUUCCCUUUUCAUAGCUUAAGCUGCAGUCUACGUGAAAAUGUGCCUUCCUUCACACCUGUAUGCUCAGUUUAUGCCAUUGACUUGGAUUCAGGGCCUUUUGGUGUACUGAGUUAUUCAAUUCAAACUGUAUGUUUGAAUGAUCACACAAAUCAAGAAACAUUUUUCAUAGACUCAUUAACAGGCAAUAUUUAUACAAAGCACAGCAUUGACUAUGAAACACAGAAAAAAUACUGUCUUGUAGUUCAGGUGAAAGAUAAAAGUGAAUCCACUUCUUCUGUAUUAGUGUAUGUUGAUAUUGAAGGGGAGGAUGAAUACCAACCUGUAUUCUACAAAAAUCAAUAUAUGUUUGACUUACCAAAGGAAAAUAAUCCUGGGCAAGAAGUAGGCAAAGUCGAAGCAUCAGAUGAUGAUAGUGGACUUGACGGGAUAAUUGAAUAUUUCCUUGAUAGACCCUCACAGUUUUUUUCAGUUAACAUAACAAAUGGGAUAAUAUACUUAACUAGAAGUGUACACAAGCAAAGAAGUAGCAUAAAGAAAAAUGAUGAAGUUAUUGAGUUAUUUGUGCAAGCUCGAAGUCCAAAGUUUGACUCUAAGACAACAACCUGCAAUGUGCAAGUCAACAUUUCCUCAGCUCUUGAAACCUACCCUGGCAUGUCAGCAAACAUACUUUCCAUUAGUUUCAGCAUUUCCUUUGUGGUUUUCUUGCUUUUGGCUAUAAGUUUUAUUGGAAUUAUUUUAAGAUAUAAGCGAAAAGAUGUUGUAAAUGCUUGUGGAAUAAAAGACACUGACAUUCCUGCACUUCCCAAUUCCAAUGGGAAAGACUGCAUCUCAGAUGAGGGUCCAAAAUAUGAAAAUAUUAAGAGCAUUGUAGCUCCAGAUACAUCAGAGUGGUUGGGAUUAGUUGGCAUCAGAGAAAAGAAAGAUACAGGAAACAAAUGUAGGAAUUCAGACUCAAGUGGCCAUGGCUCCACUGAAGGGGAAACUGCUGAAGAUGAAGAAAUCCAAAUGAUCAACGAAUAUCCUCUUCGGAAGGAAUCCAGCUCUGUGUUGAGUGAAAGAGCAUCCCGAGUGCCAGACUCUGGUAUUCCAAGAGAAUCUGAUUUACUGUCGUGUGAGUCGGAUGAAACAGAUGUGGUGAUUGGAACCGAAAGCACAGAGAGUAUAGUGAAUAUAAAAGAUGAAAACGAAGAAGAGGAACACAACAGACAAUUUAGUUGUGAAAAGGAAUUACCUAAAGCACAUCUAAAUAGUGAAAGAUUGGAAAAAGACAAUACCACAAUCCCAGACACUAAACAGGACUAUAUCUAUAUCCCUACUUCCUAUGAUUCAAGGUAUGGAUCUCUAGCAUCUUUGGUAGCCUCUGAUGAGGACCUGAGAGGAAGUUAUAAUUGGGAUUACCUACUAAGUUGGGAACCCAGGUUCCAAACACUUUCUUCUGUGUUCUGUGAUAUUGGAAAGCUAAAAGAUGAAAAGAUGAACAGGCAUGGCAUGCCCAAACAAAAAAAACCUUUAAUUUUUCCACCUCCACUCAUUACAUCAGUAGCACAGCCUGGCAUAAGGGCAGUUCCACCACGAAUGCCAACUAUAUUGUCUGGACAACCAUUUCUAAAAUAUCCCCGUUCCCCUUUCUUCACCAAUCUUGCAUGCCAGUCCUCAACAAUGAGCCCAACAUUUUCUCCUUCUCUGUCUAUGCUCACAGUGCACACUCCAUCAACAUCACCACCAGACACGAUCAUUUCAGGAACAUCUGCACCUACUUUAUCUGAAGAACUCUUAAUACAACAAGAGUUUCAAGUGUAAAAUGCAAGACAUGACACGUAUAAUGGACAUCACUUGGGACCAAAUGAUGCAUGUGUAAAGUAAUACAUUUGACUUGCAGUUUGUGUGUGAUAUUCUUACUAGCUAAAUGGAUUAGUGCAGAUGAUAUUGUACCCAGUCAAAGAGAUGGCGAUCAGUUAUGGCUCUAGUUAUUUACAUUAUGGAAACCUUUAUGUGUCAACCACAAACAAACCAGUUUUUAAUAUUGAACACCCAUUUAUCAUCUCCUGAAAUGCAUGCACAUUGCUCAAUAGAAAAUCAAGCGGUAAAAAGGCCAGUAUUUACCAGCAUUUAUUUAUGUAACAAACUAAUACUGUUAAAUUUAAAAUGUCACAUGAAUAUGUUGUAUAUAGCCUAUGCAGAAUGUCAUCCCCAUGUAAAUUACAAUGAGUAAAAUAAUGUUUCACGUUCAAUGUAAAUGUAUGCAGAGAAUUCUGAUACACAGAGAACAAGCCAAUAUAAAGACGUGUAAGGAUGUACUGUUUUAAUAUGAACCAUUUAGAACUAGUAAGACACCAAAGAUCACAGAUAAGUAGCUUCUAUCUGGGAAAAACACAUUGUAAAAUGACUAAAGUACUCAUACUUUUAUAAUGUAAAUUGAUUAGAAUUAAAGUUAUUACUAUAACUAUCACAAUUUAUCUAUUCCAUGCCUUGCAUAUAAUGUAAUAGAAAGAGAUUAAUAUUAAGCCCCCUGUUUUAAGAAGUAAACAUUCUUAGAGUUACUCACUUAAUAGAAAUUGUUGGGAAAUUGACCAUGCAAAUGUAGUUUCUAGGCCACAAUAGCCAAACUUUAGAUAUUUUUCAACUUUGUAUAUUUUUAUGAGGUUUCAGAUAUGUAGUUUAGAUGUCUGUCAACUUGGAAGCAAGAUUCCACAAAGUGUUCAAUCGUAUUAUCUCAAUGUGCACCAGGUUUCCUGAAAACCUUUCAUAGGAUAGUAAAUACUAAUUAAAUCACUAAAUAAAAAUGCAGUGUAUCCGGUAGACCGGAAUGAGACAGACCUGAUUGGUGCAGAAACUAGUAAUACACAGUUUGAGAAUCCAUUGUUUUGUGUCUUGUCUAAUGUUAUAAAAUGUCUUAUUGUGGACAGUAGUUCAGUUAUAGUUGUCCAAUUGUUUGUUGGUUAUAUUUUUGAUACCUUGGCUUACAAAGCUAGCCACAUACAGGGCCUUAUUUCCAGGUGGUGUGCCUCUAAGAAGAAAGCUUUAGACAAGGGAUAGGCAACCAUCUGCACUCCAGAUGUGGACUAAAUUUCCUAUAAUGCUCUUACAGUCAUAACACUUGCAAAGCAUCACGGGAGAUGCAGUCCGCAGUCCAGAACAUCUGCAGUGCCAAAAGUUGCCUAUCCCUGCUUAAGACAAAUGUAAUCUUAUCUUUGGUUAACAUCAGAGUUCACUAGCAUAGUUUGAACAUAUCUUAUCAAGUCCAAAUGAUUUGCAGACAAACAUGUUUGAAUGUUCUUUUGCACCACUCAAUACACCAGUACGGUCAACUUGUUAUUGUUAGUUUCAUAGUAUCAAGCUAAAAACCUGAUAUGGAAUGACUUUCUAUAUGUUCAUGUGAAAGACAUGAUGUCCAGGAUUAAUAAAGGACAAAGCAGCAAUGCAGCAAUUUAAAUGUGAUUUUUAGGGGUGAAUAUGGUAAAGGGAAGGUUUCUAAAUUCAAGUUAUAAUAGCUUCGAAAAAGUGAACAUGAGCAAUUAAAACAACAAAUUAUAUCAUGUUCUCCUUGGUUGACUUUUAAAUAAAUAUAAAUUAAAGUGUAGUAUUUUUAGAAUGGAUACUUUGGCAGAGUGGCCAUAUUUCUUUUAUAUGGUGCUUAUACAAAUGCCUAUAACUUUGUAAAAAUAAUAUUGUCCUAUCCCGCUCCAUGCAGUUGUAUUUUAUUGUGUUAAAUCGGAGGGAUUAUUAAAAGCUGCAAAAUUGACUUUCAGUGAUGUUUACUGAACAUUAUUAUUUUAUACUUUAUAAUUGCAGUACAUUCAUAAAACUAUAACAACAAUUUUACCAAUGAAAAAAUAUGGAAAAAAAAAUGAUUCUGAGUGAAUAAAAAAGUGUCGAUUUGCUAAUGUG
This is a messenger RNA of Pelobates fuscus (common spadefoot toad), 13177 nucleotides long. RefSeq names its product dachsous cadherin-related 2 (gene DCHS2). Gene Ontology annotation, molecular function: calcium ion binding; cadherin binding. NCBI's taxonomy places the organism in Eukaryota, Metazoa, Chordata, Amphibia, Anura, Pelobatidae. Gene Ontology annotation, cellular component: plasma membrane; catenin complex. The record is from RefSeq and is a predicted model, not a curated record. The transcript has 20 exons. Gene Ontology annotation, biological process: homophilic cell-cell adhesion. The coding region runs from base 305 to 11089 and encodes 3594 amino acids.